AUUGUCGUCUAGUCACGACGACCUUGACUGUAGAUCCCUCAAAGUCCCAAAUAGUCAGUAAAUCCAAAUCUCAAAUAAAAUGUAAUUAAAUUAAAUUAAAUUAAAUUAUGAUGAACACUAAUGUUUCCUAAGCUUUUAUCUUCUUCUCAACAAAUCUCAUCUUCUCUUCUCACUCCGAUCGCUUGCUUGCAGCUCACUCCAUCCUCCUCCUCAUCUCCUCUCCCUUAGAUUCUACAAUUCCUUUCAUACGACAGAGAAAAUGGGAAACUGCUUCCCCAAUUCCUCUACCAAAUCCAAGUCUGAGAUCUCUCCGGCGACGGCGAAACCUACCUCCGCCGUCACCGUGAAACUCUCCGGACCGCCGAACAGCCUCGCAACUUCUUACCUCCGCUUCGCUCUCCUCCACAAGAAAGUCCACCUCCGCUUCGUCCCCUCAGAGGACGAGAAGCCGACAAUCCACGUCGGAGCAGAGACGGUGUCGGGAUCUCAGGAGGUUCUGCUCCGUUACAUCGAGGACAAGUUCCCCGAGCCGAGGCUAAUGCUCUGGAAGUUCAACCUGGAAGGCUUCGACGAGGCGACGCCGCCGAUAGUGAAGACGAUUUGGCUUCAGCACAGGAGCAUGCUGUGGCAUAUGGAGAGGAUGGUGAGGUGGUCGGAGGAUCUAGCGGCACGUGGAGGGAGGAGAGCCGUUGAUCCGUCGGUGGGGACGCCGAAGAUGGAGAUUAGGAAGUUUGCGAAGAGCUAUAGUCAGUUGCAUGAGAUUAUGGUUGAGCAUGCUCAGAUGGAAGAGAGGAUUCUUUUUCCUGUUCUUGAAUCUGUUGAUCGAGGGAAGUGUAAAAGUGCGAAUGAAGAACAUGGGAGAGAGUUACCGAUGAUGAAUGGGAUCAAAGAAUAUAUUAAAUCGAUUGGGGUGAUGAUGGACUCUGGGGUCUGUUCUGAGGAACUCUUUAGUCUUGCUUCUCGUUUCAAAUCAUUACAGAUGAUGUGUAAGGCACAUUUUGAAGAGGAAGAGAAAGAUUUGCUACCGAUGGUGGAAGCUGCGGAGAUGGGGAAAGGUAAGCAGAAGAAGUUGAUGAAUCAAAGCUUGGAGCUUAUGAGAGGGACUCACUCUAACGUCUGUGAUUUUCUACUCCAAGGUCUUACUCCUCAGGAAGCUAUGCAGUAUCUUGACUUGCUCAUGAAUUUUGCUGAUCCUAACUUUAUCUCAUCUUUUAUCUGCCAACAAGACAUUGCUGGCUGAUUUUUUUUUUUCUUCUGGCUCAAAUUGUGAAAAACUGUUAUUGUUCGGUGAAGUGAGUUUGGUGUAAAUAUAGACAGAUUAUCCAUCAGGCUGCUUAGGGGAAGUCAUGACUACACAUGUUACUAUUCAACAACGUUAAUUUGAUUUUAAUCCUGUUCAUUGCUAA
Molecule: messenger RNA, 1406 nt
Organism: Brassica napus (rape)
Lineage: Eukaryota; Viridiplantae; Streptophyta; Magnoliopsida; Brassicales; Brassicaceae
Exons: 3
Coding region: 260-1240 (326 amino acids)
Source: RefSeq, a predicted model, not a curated record